Molecule: messenger RNA, 3431 nt
Organism: Colossoma macropomum (tambaqui)
Lineage: Eukaryota; Metazoa; Chordata; Actinopteri; Characiformes; Serrasalmidae
Gene: malt2
Product: MALT paracaspase 2
Exons: 17
Coding region: 409-2808 (799 amino acids)
Biological process (GO): proteolysis
Molecular function (GO): cysteine-type endopeptidase activity
Source: RefSeq, a predicted model, not a curated record
GUGUGAUGCAGCUGUUCUGCUAUAGGCUGUUUAAAGGUGAAAGUAAAGAGGGGCAGCAUGGGUGUUGCAUGCAAAUCUGAGUUAGAAAGAGGAACUACGGCGAAACAAGGGCUCUCGGGAUCGAGUAAGGUUUGCGGACUGAAUUCUGGGUUCUGAAGCUGAUCUGUCCGUGUUAUGUUUCUGAUGGUGACCCGAAGGUGCGAGUGAACCGGUGCGUUUAGAGGAGCAGAGUGACCGGCAGAGCAACGCUGUGGGCUACGCAGAGAGUAGCCUUCAGCUUCGUGGUCGUCGUGCCGGCCAGACACACGGCACCCUGAUUCUUUAAAGAGCUCAUUCGGGCCUACGAGUGGAGACCACUUCCUGGAAGACCCUUCACUACGCAGGAGACUUUAGGAACGUUGCUGAGAUAUGGAGGACUGGAAUGUGGGCUUGGAGACGCUGAGUGAUGUAGCUCUGUGCAGACUUGCAGAGAUGCUGGACAAUUCAAGAUGUGGUUGGAGGCAACUGGCAGAAGCAGUUAAAGAGCAGCCGCAGUUCCGCUACAGUGAGAAGGAGCUGACCAGCUGCUCUCUCCAGGUGCUCAGUGCCAGAGGGAGCCCAGGGCGGUACAUGCUCGCUCUGCUCACUGACCGGCACUGCUCCGUCACCUUCCUGCUGCAGUGCCUCAAAAAGAUCGAGCACCAUGAAGCUGUGAAUUUCCUCACCACAAGCGUGAUGAUGCCGGUAGAGAUAACGGUGCAGCCGCAGGGUGUGCAGAUACCAGAGGGGAGCUGUGUGAUGCUGAGCUGCAGGGCAGUGGGUCCUCCUGGGCUGAACUACCAGUGGUUCAAGCGGGAAGAUGAGGUGCCAGGAGGAAAUACAGCAGAGCUGAUUCUGAACUCAGUUGGACCGGCCCAGGAAGGACAUUACAUCUGCCGUGUUAACGCUGGGGAGAAAUGUGUCUUCAGCAAAUGGGCCCAUGUGCGCUUGGUCCGCUCUGCAGGCUCUGGUGUGAUGUUCCCCUCCUCAGCCAGUGGUCUGUGUAUAACUCAGCAGCCCCUGUCUAAGACACUCUCAGAGGGCGACACUCUCUAUCUAGAAUGUUCUGCCCAGGCAAACCCUCCUCCUCAGUUUCAGUGGUACCACAACAAACAGCCGCUGGCAAAGGCUAACAGCUGCUUCUUAAAGAUUCCAUGUGUAACUACAGCGGAUCGAGGGACGUACAGCUGCAGAGUGUUCAACCUUUAUCACGAGCUGUUGAGUGACCACGUCCAGGUUGAAAUUGGUCCUGGAUCCUGCACUGAUGCCUCUUGGAGGACAGAUGAAGAAGAUAUGCCCAGUUAUGGACCUCCAAGACAGAUAGUUGAUUUUUAUGCCACGGAUAAAGUGGCACUGCUGAUGGGAAAUAUGAAUUACCUGCACCACCGGCAGCUGAGAGCGCCCAUGGCCGACGUGUAUGAGCUGACCAAUCUGCUGCGGCAGCUGGACUUCAAGGUGGUGUCUCUACUGGACCUCAACUGGCAUGAGAUGCACAGAGCUGUUACUGAAUUCCUGCUGCUGCUGGGCCGGGGUGUCUACGGGCUGCUUUACUACGCUGGGCACGGCUAUGAAAAUUAUGGCAACAGUUUCAUGGUGCCUAUAGAUGCUCCGGCCUCGUACACCUCAGAGCACUGCCUGUGGGUCCAGGAGGUCUUACAGCGCAUGCAGGAACGCCAGACUGGACUUAAUGUCUUUCUGCUGGACAUGUGUCGCAAGCGAAACCUGAAUGAUGACAUCAUCCAACAGCCUGGACCCCUGAAAGUUACGGCAAACAUUGUGUUUGGCUAUGCAACGUGUGUUGAUGCUGAGGCCUUCGAGGUGAACAAAGAUGACCUUUCAAAUGGGAUCUUCAUCAGCUUCCUGAAGAAAAGGCUGAUGGAGCAGGAGAAGGUCACAGUUAUGCUGGACAGAGUAGCUGAAGACAUGGGGAGGUGUGAGCUCACCCGUGGGCGUCAGGCGCUGGAGCUGCGCAGUAAUCUUUCAGAGCGGCGUGCACUCACAGAUCGCAUUCAGGCCAUUGACUGUCCAGUUAUGGCAUCAACACGCAAUCUACAGUGGUCAAUUGCACAUGUUUUGCCUGAGAGUCGUGUCCUUCAGUUUGACUGUGGUGUGAAGGUCCAGUUGGGUUUUGCAGCGGAGUUUUCCAACAUCAUGAUCAUCUACACCCGGAUAUUAGAGAAACCCAAAGACAUCACGUCCUGCUCAGCCCAGCUCUCAGACUUCACAGAGGGCCCAGAGAUAGAUCUUAAACGAACCAAUCAGGAGAGCCUCAGAGACGCUGGGAGCUUACUGCUGACCAUGGAUGACCGUCUACCGCAAGAGCAGCCGCGACUUUACACCCGUCUCUGCGCUCUGCAAAGACUCAAGAGGGAGCUCUCGUUCACAGUGUGUCUGCACUAUCAGUACACUAACCUUGAUGAAGAGGUUCUGGAAAGGCAAACAGUGACUGUGGGCAAACCACUGGUGUCCAAACUGAACCUCCACGAGCAAAGGCCCCUCCACGCUUCACCCUCUUCCUCCUCUGACCUUCACACCAUGCCAGACUCCCCAUCAUUUGCUGAGGAUCUGAGGGCCAGCUUGCCUUCCUUAGAAGCUUCUUUGACUGAGUCAGCUGAGUCCUACUAUUAUCCAGAUGCAGUUUCCCCAGGUUCUGCUUCACAUAGGAUAAAUGAACCUGAGGAGACCACCAGCCUGGAGUUCCUCCCAUCAGAGGAGCUUCCUACCUCCAAAAGUUUGACCCAUGCUGGUACUGAGAAACCUUUCAAAUUCACCAGUUUUCAUUCCUUCUAGUGUAAUGGAUUAGAAUGGAAAACUGUAUUUACAUUGGUGUAGUUGAAUAAGGAGAGUUUGCUACAUGGAACUGACACACCGUGAACCUCAAACACUGUUGUCUCCCCUUUCAAAUGCAAAUCCCGCAAUGGCAAAAGAGGGUAAAACAGGCCAAUUCCAAAAUCCAUAGCUCGCCAAGCUGUGUGAUUUUAUCCACUUUUUGACAGUUGAAGCCACAUUAUGUUAAAGUUUCAUAGUAAGCUAACAACUUUGAUUUACUUUGUGUUGUUGCUGAGAUUGAAAGUAAAUAGCUGUAUAGGGAACAUUAACUACUAGCAUAGCUAACUAAAUAGUAUGACGACCAACCUUAUUUACACAGAGGUUCAUUUUAUUUUCCUGUCCAUGUCUUUAUUGACAUGUUGCUUCUGUGUGAGCCAUCGUGGUGCCUCACUGUAAACUAGCAAUCAGAGCAGAGUUCAUCAAUGUAAUUCCAGAGCCCCCCAAAAAGGGACAACAGCUUGUUUUAUUCUGGAGCCAAAUCAUAGGAUUGUAAAGGGGCUUGUAAAAGCACAUCUGGGCAUUUUUGACCCCGAACAAAGUCACAUAUCAUCUAUAGAGACAUCAGAGGACAAUUCAAAGUUUAA